Messenger RNA from Chlorocebus sabaeus (green monkey), 1353 nucleotides. RefSeq names its product peptidylprolyl isomerase A (gene PPIA). Gene Ontology annotation, biological process: protein peptidyl-prolyl isomerization; protein folding. Gene Ontology annotation, cellular component: cytoplasm. Gene Ontology annotation, molecular function: peptidyl-prolyl cis-trans isomerase activity; cyclosporin A binding. The record is from RefSeq and is a predicted model, not a curated record. Lineage: Eukaryota; Metazoa; Chordata; Mammalia; Primates; Cercopithecidae.
AGCGAUGCUCAAAGGCAACCUCCUUCCUGACACUGCCUGGUCGGACGCGACGCGGUGGUCGCCCGCACGGAAUGCAGACGCAAGGCUGCUCCUCGGUCUCGGGGACGCGUCAUCCCCAUUUCCACUCGCGGAGGCGCAGGGUCCGGGCGCAGGACCCCAGUCGACCUUGACUGGCGGCGCGACCUUGAGGCCUGCGUUCGCCUCAGUUACCCCCUCUGCGCAAUGGGGAGACGCGCCUCAUCGCUUGACGACGGCCGAAGAGCUGCCGCGCUUCCGUCUCCCGCGUGCGCGCGCGCCAAGCUGCCCACCCCCGUUCCGCACUGACCCUCCCCCAUGCCCCGCGCCCCGCACUGCCGCCCCGCCCCGAGUCCCAUGCCGCAGCCACCGCGACGGAGCCCGCGGGCGGGAACCUGCCUCCGCGCGUUAGCGCGCACGCGCGCCUCCUGUGUCGUCCCCACCAGCGCCGACUUCCGUCCAUAGGCCAGCUGCACUGUCACUCUGGCAAAGUCGCAGAUGCGAUUGGCCAGGACGGAGGCGCGAGACCGGGCUGCGGGCGGGGCCGAACCUGGUAUAAAAGGGGCGGGAGGCCAGGCUCGUGCCGCUUUGCAGACGCUGCCGCCGAGGAAAGUCUUGUGCUACUAGCCAUGGUCAACCCUACCGUGUUCUUCGACAUUGCCGUCGACGGCGAGCCCUUGGGCCGCGUCUCCUUCGAGCUGUUUGCAGACAAGGUUCCAAAGACAGCAGAAAAUUUUCGUGCUCUGAGCACUGGAGAGAAAGGAUUUGGUUAUAAGGGUUCCUGCUUUCACAGAAUUAUUCCAGGGUUUAUGUGUCAGGGUGGUGACUUCACACGCCAUAAUGGCACUGGUGGCAAGUCCAUCUAUGGGGAGAAAUUUGAAGAUGAGAACUUCAUCCUAAAGCAUACAGGUCCUGGCAUCUUGUCCAUGGCAAAUGCUGGACCCAACACAAAUGGUUCCCAGUUUUUCAUCUGCACUGCCAAGACUGAGUGGUUGGAUGGCAAGCAUGUGGUCUUUGGCAAAGUGAAAGAAGGCAUGAAUAUUGUGGAGGCCAUGGAGCGCUUUGGGUCCAGGAAUGGCAAGACCAGCAAGAAGAUCACCAUUGCUGACUGUGGACAACUCGAAUAAGUUUGACUUGUGUUUUAUCUUAACCACCAGACCAUUCCUUCUGUAGCUCAGGAGAGCACCCCUCCACCCCAUUUGCUCGCAGUAUCCUAGAAUCUUUGUGCUCUCGCUGCAGUUCCCUUUGGGUUCCAUGUUUUCCUUGUUCUCUUCCAUGCCUAGCUGGAUUGCAGAGUUAAGUUUAUGAUUAUGAAAUAAAAACUAAGUAACAAUUGUC